Stomoxys calcitrans (stable fly) is the source of this 3964-nucleotide messenger RNA. RefSeq lists its product as uncharacterized. The record is from RefSeq and is a predicted model, not a curated record. Lineage: Eukaryota; Metazoa; Arthropoda; Insecta; Diptera; Muscidae. Bases 5 to 3814 code for a protein of 1269 amino acids. The transcript has 8 exons. Gene Ontology annotation, molecular function: oxidoreductase activity; FAD binding; iron ion binding.
UGCAAUGGAGUUCAAAAUAAAUGGAACUCCCUAUACUGUGAAUCUUACAACCCUGGCUCCGGACACAACAUUGAACACAUUUAUCAGAGAUCAUGCCCAAUUGACGGCCACCAAAUUUAUGUGCCUCGAGGGUGGUUGUGGCGCCUGUGUGGUCUCAAUCAAAAGCAAAAAUCCUGCUACAGGAGAAAUUAAAAUAUGGUCCGCCAAUUCGUGCCUUGUAUUGCUGAAUACCUGCGGAUCUUGGGAGAUCACCACUUGCGAGGGUAUUGGAAAUCAACUCGAUGGCUAUCAUCCCAUACAAAAACGCAUGGCCAAGCUAAAUGCCACUCAAUGUGGAUACUGUACUCCGGGUUUUGUAAUGAACAUGUACAGCUUGUUGGAGUCCAAAGGAGGCCAAGUCAACAUGGAAGAAAUUGAGAAUGCCUUCAGUGGCAACAUAUGUCGCUGCACUGGUUAUCGACCCAUUUUGGAUGCUAUGAAAUCAUUUGCCUCAGAUAAUUUUGUUAUGCUGCCCGCCGAAGAAUGCCAAGAUAUUGAAGAUCUGGUUGGCAAAAAAUGUCCCAAAAGUGAUUCGGGGGCCUUGUGUUCGGGUCAGUGUCAUAAACCUAUGAAAAUGUUACGCUAUGCCGAAGGAAUUUUAUGGUUUUGGCCUCAAGAUCUCAAGGAGCUCUUGCUGAUUCUCAGCCAAAUACCAGCAGAUGAGGAAUAUAUGUUGGUGGGAGGCAACACUGCCCAUGGAAUUUAUCGUCGUUCCGAAAAUAUUAAACAUUUUAUAGACAUUCAUGGUGUGGCCCAGUUGAAGGAAUUCAAAUUGUCCAAAGACAAAUUAACAUUGGGUGCCAGUUUGACACUUUCAGAAACGAUGGAUAUCUUCAAUAAAGUAUCUGAUGAGAAGGGAUUCCAGUAUUGCCAAGAGCUAUGGCAACAUUUUCAACUGAUUGCCAAUGUGCCAGUGAGAAAUAAUGGCACACUGGCCGGUAAUAUUUCAAUUAAAAAAACCCAUAGAGAAUUUCGAUCGGAUGUUUUCUUACUGCUGGAGACUCUUAAUGCCAAAGUCAUAGCCUGUUGUGCGCCCGAUGGAAACCCCAUAACAUUUUCAAUGGCCGAAUUUAUGACGGACACCACACCGAAAACCAUAAUUCUUGCUUUUGAAUUGCCGGCCUAUUCCAAGGACAACUUUAUAUUCAAAUCAUACAAGAUUAUGUCCAGAGCCCAAAAUAGUGCUGCCUAUGUUAAUGCUGGAUUUUUACUGGAAUUGCAGUCGCUUGCCACAGGCAUUGUAAAAAAUUCUCGCAUUUGUUUUGGAGGCAUUAGACCGGAUUUUGUUCAUGCUACAGCUGUUGAGCAGUUGUUGCAGGGCCAGUGUUUCUAUGAUAAAGGUGUGGUACAAAAUGUCUUUUCUACACUCUCCACCAUUUUGCAGCCUGAUGCCUCAUUGCCCAAUGCUUCACCUGAAUAUCGCAUGAAGUUGGCCUCGGGGCUGCUGUUCAAAUUUCUAUUGGUUCACAGUCCACAAGAUAGAGUGCGUCGCGAUUAUAUAACUGGGGGGCCUCUGCUAAAGCGAGAACUCUCCUCCGGUCUUCAGACAUUUGACACCCAGCCAAGUAAUUAUCCAGUUACUCAGCCAAUACAGAAGUUAGAAGCUUUGAUUCAAUGCGCCGGUGAGGCCAAAUAUAUGAACGACUUAAUAACCUCCCAGAAUACGGUGCAUUGUGCUUUCGUGGGGGCCACCAUGGUGGGACGUAUGAUUGAAAGCAUUGAUGCCUCGCAAGCCUUGCAGAUGCCCGGGGUUGUGGCAUUCUUUUCAGCCAAGGAUAUUCCUGGCAUUAAUUCCAUCGUGGACACCGAACAACAAUACGAACUUGAGGAGCUAUUUACCGCAGGUUUGGUGCGCUAUCACAGCCAGCCUCUGGGUAUGAUUGUGGCCCAGAGUAGAGAUAUAGCCGAAAGGGCCACCAAAAAAGUCAAGGUUUUCUACUCGCGAGGUGACUCAGCCCCCAGCAUUAUGCCCACUUUGGGCGAUGUCUUGGAAAAUAAUCGCUUGGAUCGCAUUAAAACCAUGUUAAAAUCCAAUGUCCAGCAAGCAAAGUUGUCUGCCCCGGCACAUUAUGAAGUACAUGGUAUUUUCGAAAUAGGUCUUCAGUAUCACUUCACCAUGGAACCACAAACCUGCAUUGUGAUACCAGGCGAAGAACGUCUAGAGGUGUACUCCUCCACGCAAUGGCCCGAUCAUACCCAAGCUGCAAUUGCGAAGAUGCUGCAGCUCAAGGCUGCCCAAAUCCAGCUGAAGAUUCGACGCCUUGGAGGUGCCUAUGGCGCCAAACUUACCCGCUGUAAUUUCGUGGCCUGUGCUGCUGCACUGGCUGCCCAGAAACUUAAUCGUCCUGUUCGAUUUGUGCAAUCUCUGGAGUCUAUGAUGGAUACUCUGGGUAAACGUUGGGCUUACCGCUCCGAUUACAAGGUUCAUGUUGAGGCAAAUGGUAAAUUUGUGGCAAUGCAACACAAUUUUUAUGGAGAUGCCGGUUGGAAUCCCAACGAAAACUUUGCACCACUUUUUACAGUCGCUUUAUUUAGAAGCUGUUAUAAUUUUACCGAACAAAAUCAUCAACUGGUGGGAAAUGUUGUAUUGACAGAUGCCCCAAGCUCUACAUAUAUGCGAGCUCCUGGUUCUUUGGAAGGUACUGCUAUGAUUGAAAAUAUAAUGGAGCACCUAGCCUUUGAGGGCAAUCUGGAUCCUGCAGAGGCUCGCAUGGUAAAUAUCAAAGAAGGCAAUAGAAUGAGAGAAUUGCUGCCCCAAUUCCUAAAAUCCAGCGAAUAUAAGAACCGACGUUGGGAAAUCGAUCAGUUUAAUGCCCAGAAUCGUUGGCUUAAGAAAGGCCUGGGUCUGGCAAUUAUAGAUUUUCCCUAUCAAUAUGAUCCCAAUUUUGGUACUUUUCCAGCAACCGUCACCAUAUAUCAUGUUGAUGGUUCUGUGGUUAUUACUCAUGGGGGCAUUGAAAUGGGUCAAGGCGUUAAUACCAAAGCUGCCCAGGUGGCUGCUCUUGUUUUGGGUAUUUCUUUGGAUUUUGUGAAAAUUGAAAGCGCCGAUACUAUUAAUGGUGCCAACGCCCUUUCGAGCAGCAAUUCCAUGACCAGCGAAUGUGUUGGCUAUGCCAUUCGCAAGUGUUGCAAUACCCUUAAUGAACGUCUGAAACCAAUUCGUGAUUCCCUGGGCAAAAAUGCCACUUGGAUGCAGGUAGUGCAAGCUGCUUGGCAAAAGUCCACAAAUCUCAUUGCCAGUGAGCAAUACAAAUUUGGAGAUAUGCAACAGUACAACAUCUACUCCAUAUCUUUGACCGAAGUGGAGGUGGAUAUCUUAACGGGAAACCAUUUGAUUAAGCGUGUCGAUAUUCUUCAAGAUGUGGGUGAAAGUUUGAGUCCCAAUAUUGAUAUUGGCCAAAUUGAGGGAGCAUUUGUUACGGGCCUUGGUUACUGGUUGACAGAGCAGUUAAUCUAUGAUCGUCAAACUGGCCAACUGUUGACCAAUAACACCUGGACCUAUAAAACACCCGGAGCCAAGGAUAUACCCAUUGAUUUUCGCAUUGAAAUGUUACGUGGCCCAGCAAAUACCACAGGUUUUAUGAGCUCGAAGGCUUGUGGAGAGCCUCCUACGUGUUUGGCUGUAAGUGUUUUAUUUGCUUUGCAGCAUGCCAUACAAUCGGCCCGCAAAGAUGCUGGCUUGGAGAGAAAAUGGGUUCGUCUUGGAGCACCCACAACACCGGAGACUAUUGUCCUGAAUGCGGGCAACGAUGUUGCAUCCUUUGCCUUAGAGUAAACUUAAGCCAUAAGAAAAAAAUCCUUUAAAUCAAAAAGAAAAAAAUUCUAAAUAUUGUAUUUAUAUCAAAUUUUUUAACAUUUGUCCAUUGAUUUUUGUCUUUUUUUGCUUUAAAUAAAUAAACGAAUUUAUUCCUGUUAUAGGUUAGAG